Molecule: messenger RNA, 796 nt
Organism: Colias croceus (clouded yellow)
Lineage: Eukaryota; Metazoa; Arthropoda; Insecta; Lepidoptera; Pieridae
Product: keratin-associated protein 19-2-like
Exons: 2
Coding region: 192-689 (165 amino acids)
Source: RefSeq, a predicted model, not a curated record
AUUAAAAAUUCAAACAAACAGUAAUAAUAGCAAGGAUGCAAUAAGCUUGAAUUUUAAUAUAAUUAACAAGGAGCGAUUCACGAGGACGCUUGCGUCACCGCUCUACAUUUUGGUAUAUAUAGCCUGUGGGGACGAGCCUCCUCACACACCACCUCUCAACCACCAAACAACCACCAACCAACUACUCCAACAUGAAAGCUUUCAUUGCUCUGUGCGCUCUCGUCGCCUGCGUGGCUGCCGGCGAGGUCCGUGACAAGCGCAGCUUCGUGCACGGCGGCUACAGCAGCUUGGGCAGCUACGGCGGCUACGGUGGCUACAGCAGCCUGGGCGGCCACAGCGGCUACGGUGGCUACAGCAGCCUGGGCGGCUACGGUGGCUACAGCAGCCUGGGCGGCUAUGGCGGCUACAGCGGCAUCCGCGGCUACUCCGCCGGCUACGUCGCCCCCGCUGCCCGCCUCGUCACCGUCAACAAGGUCGUGAACACCCAGCGCGUCGUAAACGUCCCCCAGGUCGUUAGUGUGCCCAAAGUGGUCUCCGUCCCCCAAGUAGUGUCUGUGAACAAGGUCGUCGCAGCUCCCAGCUACUCUGUUGGUGGCUACGGAUCAGGCUACAGCGGCUACAGCUCCGGCUACGGCUACGGUUCCUCCGGCUACGGUCACGGAUCCGGCUACGCCAGCGGCUGGUGGUGAACAGUCUAGUCAAGUGCUCAAUGUGAUUUUUUUUAGUUCUAUUUUGUUAUCUCAUAAUUAUUGUUGACAUUAUAUGUUCUUUAUUUAAAUAUAUAUUUUUAUAAGGA